AUGGAGCGCUCCGAAAUCAUACCCCAAACGAAAGCAGAUCUGGGAAGCGGCCAUCUGUUUUAUCAUUUCUCCCUGAGUACAGCGGAGACGAACGCCCCCAACCCAGGGUUUGAACACCAGAUCGCCUUCUUUGAGAGCCAUUUCACCGAGUUGAAAUAUGGUCUGCUCAGCGGUGCCUCCGGUAACGAAGACAACAACCUCCGGUGGUGUGUUGGUGGGACAUCGUACUGGGCGACCGAACUAGAAGCAAAAACGUGGUAUAACUUUGCCUAUGACAUCGACUUCGACGCACAGACUGUCGGUCUGUGGGCAUCAAAUGAGUCUCACCCCUUGACGCAAGUUGUGGCCGGUGUCAGUGCCUCGACUUCGACUAACUCGGCGGAUUGGCACAUCGGCGAAUUGAGGCUCGAUAAUGGAGGUUCGGACCCGGCGGCAGAGGAUUGGUUUUGGUCCGGUGUUUUUGUCGAGCAAGCUCCAAUCACAGCUGCUAUCGCAGGCCCUGAAGUAAAUUGA
This is a messenger RNA of Penicillium soppii, 513 nucleotides long. Its product is annotated as glycoside hydrolase family 131 protein. The transcript has 2 exons. The record is from RefSeq and is a predicted model, not a curated record. Lineage: Eukaryota; Fungi; Ascomycota; Eurotiomycetes; Eurotiales; Aspergillaceae. Bases 1 to 513 code for a protein of 170 amino acids.